AUGGACACUUGCCCAAGUAACUUUGACCGCAACGAAGCCACCAACACGUGCUGGGCCGAGUGCCCGCUCGCCUACCCAGUAGAAUGCGGCAUGCAAUGUGUCCGCCAGAACGACGACUGCAUGAUGGACACGCUUAACAAGGUCGGUGCCAUUGGAAACUCGGUGCUGGCUAUUGCUAUUUUCGGUGCCUUUCAGAAGCUGUGGCAUGUGGCAGAGGGCGUACGAUUCGCUUUUGACUGCGUCAACAUCAUGAUCGGCACGAUGAGAUCCAUUUUCCGUUAUAUCCGUAACAUCAAGACCACGGAUCCGACAGCCUCGACGGACAAGAUCAUGAACAUGCUGUACCAAUCGCACAAUGUGGUCACAGAUUUACCAAUGGCUAUGUACCUCUGCACGGGCCACUACCCACCCCAGACGCUUGAUGUCUCCGGCCGUAUGCUGUCAACAAUCAACUGGAUUCUAUUGAAUGCUAUCGGCUACAAGGAAGACCUUUUCUCGAGUUGGUCUCGGUUCAAGGCUUUCCUUAUUGGGGCUAAUUUCACAGAAGCUGCGAACUCGAUCAACGAGACCGAGAUUGGCACGUUAAGUGACGCGAUGAAGUCGAAGUCAACGUGUGGAUACGAUUUGCGGUCGCUGACCGAUCGUACAUGGCGGACUGUAAACCAACUGAAAAUCGACAACCCCGGCAUUUCGGAAGAUAAUCUGCGACUGAAGAUGCAGAACACCCAGCUUGUGAGGUCUGACAUUGCUAUCGUCACCAACAACUGCAUGGAGCAGCUGAUUGAGGAGUCUGACGAAGCUACAGCUUACAAAACUCGUGAAAAGAUUCGCACGGCUUUCAGUGGCAUGGUCGAAGAUCUCGUUUCUAAAGGAAAGAGCAAAAACGGCUCGGAUGAGGAUGGGAAUUUCUUCAUGUACCAAGCAUUCGGAAAGACACUCAUCUCUAUCGCCGUCACCGGUUUCGAUAUGAUUGGAGUUAUGGGUCUUAUCGCAACGUAUCUCCAGACAAUCUGUGGGCCUACCAAUUUUAUGGGCGAAAUCGACGACGGAACGGAUCCCAAGACACUCGGCCUGACGAUGAUUCAACGGGCUUUCAAGAAUAGUACAAUGUCCUGGAAACGCAAAGGAGAUGGAGCAGUUCUUGUCAACUUUAACAGCAUGGACACGGAAGACGUGACGGUGAAUAUCAUGUCUGGUGGUGACAAGAUCGAUGAAGUAGACCUCAAAGCUGGGGGCAGUGCCCAAUGGAUAUCCAAUGUUACAACACUAGCUGGUAGGACACUGUACAUGGACCGCUGGCGUCCAGGCUUUCUUGGUCUUCCGGGCACAGGAGGUGGUUCACUUCUUCUGUGGGUGCCUCACGCAUCUGAAGGAGGUCACUUGGAGCUGCAAGUAAAGCUAAACGUCAGUUAG
This is a messenger RNA of Phytophthora infestans T30-4, 1413 nucleotides long. RefSeq lists its product as uncharacterized. NCBI's taxonomy places the organism in Eukaryota, Oomycota, Peronosporomycetes, Peronosporales, Peronosporaceae. The record is from RefSeq and is a predicted model, not a curated record. Bases 1 to 1413 code for a protein of 470 amino acids. The transcript has a single exon.